AUGGUAAAUAAACACCUAAGAAGUGUAUGUAUACAGCUUCCUAACAAUCCUAGAGGACAAGCUCCUACAACUUCUGUUGAUGGUCUCUCUAAUAAUUCUGAGUAUUAUGCGAGACCAUAUCACAAGAGAAGUGCAGUGGCCCCACCUUCAGGCGCCCAUUGGGUUCAACGCCAGAAGAUGUCACAUCCAACAACUACUCAUCAUUCAAUGCCAAUCCGAUUCCCCACAAAACCAGCUGCUUCUGUAACAGCCAAUCUUGCUCAUCCUUCCAUACCAAUCUACCAAUCACAAUCACAAACUCAACAACGUGUUCGUGCUCUUAUGCAUCCAUCUAUACCUUACACAUCAAAUUUUAGACCUCGUGUUCCUAUGACAGCUACUCCUAGUCCUACAGUCUCUCAUAUUACAUGGAAAGAUCCUGAGACAAGUCCUCCUGAAUUGACAAAAUAUAAAUGCUUGCUAUGCAAGAGGGAUCUUUCAUUAACAUCAGAAGGUGCAGUAUACCAGCCUACAGCACCACCAGCAGUUGCUGUUCUUCCUUGUGGCCAUACUUUUCAUGAUCAAUGUUUGCAAAAAAUCACUCCUCAAGACCAAGCAAAAGAUCCGCCUUGCAUUCCUUGCGCCAUUGGUGAAAAUUAGGUCCCAUCUCUAACCCUACUUUUUAUGGGUCCUUAUAUAAAUAUAUACAUAUUAAACGUAUAGAUAGAUGAUGAUAUUUGAGAUCAAUUGGAUGAUUUUUGUUCUAAUCACAUAACUCAAAACUCUGCUAAACUGGUAGAGAACUGAAAAGAUUUGAUUUAGAC
This is a messenger RNA of Lactuca saligna, 803 nucleotides long. The record is from the annotation of a GenBank genome assembly. NCBI's taxonomy places the organism in Eukaryota, Viridiplantae, Streptophyta, Magnoliopsida, Asterales, Asteraceae.